Messenger RNA from Rhea pennata, 8163 nucleotides. It is a transcript of the gene ZBTB44, whose product is annotated as zinc finger and BTB domain containing 44. Lineage: Eukaryota; Metazoa; Chordata; Aves; Rheiformes; Rheidae. The transcript has 6 exons. The record is from RefSeq and is a predicted model, not a curated record. Gene Ontology annotation, biological process: regulation of transcription by RNA polymerase II. Gene Ontology annotation, molecular function: RNA polymerase II cis-regulatory region sequence-specific DNA binding; DNA-binding transcription factor activity, RNA polymerase II-specific; protein binding. The coding region runs from base 247 to 2097 and encodes 616 amino acids.
CCGCGUCCUCCCCUCCCCUCCGCGCUCCGCGCGCGCCGCCCGAGGGGGAGGCGGCGGCGGCGGCGGCCUCCUGCCCCCCCCCCCCCCGCCUCCUCCUCCUCCUCCCGACCCGCCGUCAUGGCCCAGCGCGGCCCGAGGUAGGGGGGCUCGGCCUCCCCGCGCGCGCCGGGCCCAGCCGGCCCCACCGACCGCAGGAUACCUGUGAUCUUUUGCAUGUGGAAAGAACGCUAGCAGAAAGGUGAAAAGAUGGGUGUAAAAACAUUUACUCAUAAUUCCCCUGCUCAUAGCCAGGAGAUGCUUGGAAAGCUGAACAUGCUUCGCAAUGAUGGACAUUUUUGUGACAUCACCAUUCGUGUCCAGGACAAAAUCUUCAGGGCGCACAAGGUGGUUUUGGCAGCCUGCAGUGACUUCUUCCGUUCCAAGCUCGUUGGCCAAGCAGAAGAUGAGAGCAAGAGUGUAUUAGACUUGCACCAUGUGACAGUGACUGGCUUCAUACCUCUUCUGGAAUAUGCUUACACAGCAACACUAUCUAUUAAUACAGAAAAUAUUAUUGAUGUGUUGGCUGCAGCCAGCUAUAUGCAGAUGUUCAGUGUUGCUAGCACAUGCUCGGAAUUCAUGAAGUCAAGCAUUUUAUGGAAUACGCCCAACAGCCAGCAAGAGAAGGUGCUAGAUGCAGGACAGGAGAACAGUGCAAACUGCAAUUUUACUUCUCGAGACGGCAGCCUUUCUCCAGUUUCUUCUGAAUGCAGUGUAGUGGAAAGAACCAUUCCUGUUUGCCGAGAGUCACGAAGAAAGCGCAAAAGCUACAUAGUUAUGUCUCCGGAGAGCCCUCUUAAGUGUAACACGCAAACAAGUUCCCCCCAAGUGCUGAAUCCUUCAACUUCUUACCCAGAGUCCAGAAAUCAGCCUGUAGACUCCUCCUUAGCCUUCCCCUGGACUUUUCCUUUUGGAAUUGAUCGAAGACUUCAGUCUGAGAAGGUGAAGCAGGUGGAGAAUUCUAGGACUUUGGAAAUGCCUGGGCCCUCUGAGUCAAACAGAAGAAUUGCUGAUUAUGUGACUUGCGAGAGCACAAAAGCCAGUUCGCCCCUUGUGAUUGAAGAGGACGUGCGUGUCAAAGUGGAAAGGUUAAGCGAUGAGGAAGUUCAUGAGGAAGUAUCACAGCCUGUCAGUGCAUCCCAGAGUUCUCUGAGUGAUCAACAGACAGUCCCUGGAAGCGAGCAAGUUCAGGAAGAUCUCCUGAUCAGCCCACAAUCUUCCUCUAUAGGCUCAAUAGAUGAGGGGGUUACGGAGGGAUUGCCCACACUCCAAAGCACCUCUGGCACUAACGCUCACGCGGACGAUGAUGAUCGUUUGGAGAACGUUCAGUAUCCCUACCAACUCUACAUUGCUCCUUCUACCAGCAGCACAGAGAGACCCAGCCCAAAUGGCCCAGAUAGACCUUUUCAGUGUCCAACCUGCGGGGUCCGGUUCACUCGCAUUCAGAACUUAAAACAACACAUGCUUAUCCACUCAGGCAUUAAACCAUUUCAGUGUGACCGCUGUGGGAAAAAGUUCACCCGAGCUUACUCGCUAAAGAUGCAUCGCCUGAAGCACGAAGGUAAACGCUGUUUCCGGUGCCAGAUAUGUAGUGCCACUUUCACUUCCUUCGGGGAAUAUAAACACCACAUGCGGGUUUCCCGGCAUAUUAUCCGCAAGCCUCGGAUUUACGAGUGCAAAACAUGUGGCGCCAUGUUCACCAACUCUGGAAAUUUAAUCGUUCACCUGAGGAGCUUGAACCAUGAAGCGUCAGAGCUAGCAAACUACUUCCAGAGCAGUGACUUCCUAGUACCGGACUACUUAAACCAGGAACAAGAAGAGACCCUCGGGCAGUAUGAGCUAGGGGAGCAUGGCUUUGAAAGCAACUCUUCUGUCCAAAUGCCUGUCAUUUCACAGGUCUCGUCGACUCAGAAUUGUGAAAGCACUUUCCCCUUGGGGUCUCUGGGUGGGUUGGCAGAGAAGGAAGAAGAUGUGCCCGAGCAGCCAAAGACUAAUGCCAGUGCUGAGGCAACCGCAGGUGAUCCUCCAAAACCGGAGCUGUCAUCUAUUACUAUUGAAUAAUUCAUGGUUUGUUUUCAUUUUUGUUCUUUGGAAAGUGCCUGUGUUUGGUCCUGUACAUUUUAAUUUAAUUUUUUUUAAGAAAAGUGGGGAGAUUUUCCCUUUUCACUUUGUAAGCUACGCUUUAAACAGAAAACUGCAACAGAUGUUACAUUAUUUUUCAUGACUGAAUAAUCACUUCUGUGAAAAUACUUAAGACUGAAUGCACAAAAAAAGCUUGUCAGAACAUCAUGGAAGCUGUGAUACACUUCUAAAGAAGAACCAACUGAUUCAGAUCACUUAACUAUUUCUUCUUCCACAGUUAGAACAGCUCAUUAAGUUUCUCUUGCUUCUGCAGACCCUCUGGUUAAGGGAAAGAAAUCAGAGGAAACUUUUUAAAAUGACAAACAAAAGGAUGCAUUGGAAACCAUUAUUGAACAGUUUUGACUAGUUUUGGGUGGAUUGCUUUAAUCUUCUGCUUAUAAAAUGACACUCCUAUCUCUGUGCCUGCUGAUUUUCAAAGCGCUUACUGUAACCUUUUUCUUGGAAAUGGUAAGCAUUUUUGAAACUAACAGUCACACACUUUUUUAAAAAAAAACACAUUGUCCCUUUUCAUCUCAGAUGAAUCAUUUUUGACAAACCAAGUGAUAUCAUGCCAGGUAUUCCUACUUCUUAUAUUCCAGUCCUUUUAGAAACUGUUUGAUCAAAUAGCCUGUCCGGAUUUGCCUAUUUAAGGUUAGGCAUGGAAGUAAUAUGAUCAAGAAAAGUCUAAGGGUGCGUAAUGAACUUGGGAUGAUGGAAAAGUAUAUAUACUUUGCAUAUCCAUGCAAGCCUGACAAAUAUCUCACGACUGUAUCUUUCUGUAAAAGGGAAACCACAUACAAAAAUGAAGGUUUUCUCAAACUGAAGUUCUUAAACCUUGACCAGAUCGUUUGCAAUUCUGGUCACUUCCCCCUACCAUGUAUACUGUGUUUUUACUAGUCUCCAAAAGCUAGCUAGAGGGAGUUUACAGAUGGGGAAAAAAAUGAGCUCUUUUGUGUAUUAUUGCACACUUUUUUUUUUUAUACAUAUGCAUGUAUAGUUUCUGAGAUUUUUAUUAGUCUGUUUUGGGCAAAACACACAAUUUAUUCUCUUUAGAGGCCAACUUUCUAACCCAACAGGGGGUUGUUUACAAAAAACCUAUAUAGCAAUGAUAAAUUGUUCCUGUUUCAAAACAUUUUAAAUCCUUGCCAACUCAGAUUAAAGGCCAUUACUCUGGCUAUGUACACAGCUCAAGUAAGCAAUAAAUUGAAAGAUUUGCAAUUUCAUUUUUCCAUAUUUAGAAAAAGCUGCAAAUUUAGGGUAUGGGAUUUUCAGAGCAGUGAUUCUUGUUUGGUCGAGGCUGUUCCGGCUCUAGUACUGCUUUGAAAACUACAUUAGGAAUUACAUGAGGAGGUUUGUGGGGUUUUAUUACUGAUCAGGUUAACUCUGUGUUUGAUGCCAAAUGGCUAUCGCCUACAUACAACAUGCAGAGAGAGUAGAUGUUAUUUGAUCUUAGUAUUCAAAGGGCAGGAUAUACUCCCUUAGUUUUGAAUCUGCUUUCUGAAUUCUUCUCUGUCCAAAUUUGUUUUACACAAACAUGAGGAGAAAACAAAACCAAUAGAGAAAGGGUAGUUCUUCUGAAGAAAGAGAAAUCACAAAAGUUGUAUUAUAUUGCAAGAUCAAUUUGUAUUCGAUUAGCAGAAGCAGCUCUGAUACUCUGUAGAUCUGAGGCGUUUCUACUGUAGCAGACAUUUUUAAUGAAGAAAGCUUAUUGCUCUUUGGAAAGAGCUGAAAGGGUUUCAGUGGCUUUUAAGUAUUUAACAGUUCUUCUUCACUUUUUUUAGGUAGAAAAAAAACACGUAUUGUAGUUGUAUAGAACAAAAAUAGUUGGGAUUUCAGGCCUUUGCAAGUUACUGGAGUCAAGUUUCUCCACCAGAUCUGAAGCGUUUUUCAGAAACAUGAUGCAAAGAAGUUCUCUGCUACAAUCCAGUCCUGUAUGUCUAGGUUUGUGAAUCUUCAUAAAAGGGCUCGGAGGAGAAAAGGGCUUGGAGGAGAAAUUCUUCUUUUGGGCUGUUGUACUGUGAAUUAAUCUAGUGUCUGUUGAUGGGCAGAAUUUAAAGAUAAGUUCUCUUCCACUUCUGAUUUCUAUAACUGAGAAGCCAGUGAGACAAGCAAAUGCCUUUUGCUGAGUUUUAUUCUGAAUUAUAGAGCUGUGACACUGAACUCAAAUGUAUGGUUUUCUUUUUCAAUCCAAAUGCUACACAUGUUUCCAGAUAUAUUAGAAUCCUUUCCUGAAUGUUGUAGUAAAAAGUACUUACACUAAAGACACAGUCCCAGAAUAUAUAGAUAUGAUAUUCGAAAGUCAGAUAUAGACUGACGUAAUCUUCUGUUAGAAUCUAGUGAUUUUCUCCCGUUAGAUAUUUUGCUAAACAGUUUACUUGUCAUGAGGUAUGCAAAUACAGAAUAGACAUAUCUGGAUAUUGGGUUUUUAGAAGACUUUAAAAUACGUGUCAGAAAGUAGACUACUUUCUGAAUACCAAAAAGGAAUUAAAAACCAGUUACAAGAACCUUGUAGCCCUAAUCUGUUCUUCCUUGAAAAGAAAUGAAUAUCAUUAACUAUUAACACCUUGGUACCAGGCGAAUCAUACGUUUCAUUGUUCAUUGCAAUGUGUUACACGUUAUCUUUUCAACCCCUUAAUCUCUGUGUAACAUCUUAAUUUUUCUCACUUUUCAGUCUGAUUCAACUGGAGGAACAAUUGAGUUCUUACUCUCGGAAUUUUUUUGUUGUUAUUGUUUUAGGAUUGGGAUUUUUUGAUCAUUUUCCUGUUUGUAAUGUUGUUUGUUUCUUGUUAAUAUCUUUUCUCCAUAGAACUCAAUGCAAAUUAAAUUCAAGUAUCAUUUUGUUUCUCCUCCCUAACUUUUUGAAAGUGUUCAGUGCUUUGGAAUGCUAUUGUUCUUCACAGGAGAGAUGUAAAAUAUUAGAACAUCUUAAAGCAAGCUCUGUUGCUAGUAUUUGGAUUCCAAAUUGAGUGAGAUAUAUCUAAAUGAAACUUGCCUUAAACUAUGCUUUGGAUUAAACCUAAAGCAUAGAUCUCUUUCAGCAGAUUAUUAGAGGAUUUUGAUCCCUGCAGUGCAUUUUUCUUUUCCCCUAAAAAGGUUUUUUAGUAUGGACUUCUAUUUCCUCUUGACAAGGAUCACAGGGUCACAGAAUCACAGAAUAGUUGAGGUUGUAAGGGAGAUAUCUAUAUCCAAUCCCCCUGCUCAGGGCAGGGUCAACUAGAGCAGGUUGCUCAGGGCAUUGUCCGGUUGGAUAUCUGCAAAGAUGGAGAGUCCACAACCUCUCUGCGCAAGUUGUUCCAGUGUUUGACCACCUUUUCUUAAAAAAAAAAAAAAAAAAAGAAAAGAAAAGAAAGAAAGAAAAAGAAAGAAAAGAAAAGAGAAGAAAAGAAAAGAAAAAGAAAAAAAAAGAAAAGUUCGUUCUUACGUUUAAAUGGAGUUUCUUGUGUUUCAGUUUGUGCCCAUUGAGACUCCAGCUUUUUUGCAGUCUCCCAUCAGGUAUUUUUACACAUUGACAAGAUCCCCCCUGAGCCUUCCCUUCUCCAGGCUAAACAAUCUCAGCUCUCUCAGCCUCUCUCCGUAUGAGAGAUGCUCCAAUCCUUUAAUCUGCAUGGCCCUUCUAAGUUGUUUAGAAUUUCUUCCAAAUAGCCACAUGUAGGUCCCAUUGCCGCAGUUUCUGCAAUGGUGAGUAGUCUCCAAUUCAUUCACAAAAUGGUUUGAGUGUAUUUUCCUUUUGCAUAUCCUUCUUCUGUGUGGCACUGUUCUUUGCACUUAGUGGAAAAUCCUUUCCUCCCCCAUUUAUUUUGCAAGUAGAGUGCCUUCACUACCACAGAACUAGCAAGGUUCUGCCCUGGGCUGGGGACCCGUAUUCUCGGAGUCUGUGCUUGGUCUAUACCCCUCAUGUUCUUUACAGAACAAUAUCUCUGAUGGGAACAGUGGGAAAGCAAGGGAAAUGUUUUUCUCUGGCUGUACAUAACAGAGUGUUUUGGGAAAGGGGAAAGAAAUGAAAACCUUCUAGUUCCCAACAAAGAGCAGAAGUAGUGUUGUCUUUAACUGCGUGUGGGAUUUGACCAAGUUUUAAGGGUUUGAUUUGUUUUGUAUUUUGAUGCAGAUAUUUAGCCCAGCUCCCCUUAAAAUCCAUUGGGAUGCCUUCACAGUCAGCAAAUUAAGCUCCCUAUGAGAACUAUGUGUCAGUUUUCUUACGCCACAUUAACAAAAGGUUGUGUUCCUGGUGGUCUAUCUUACUACAGUUGAGUUCAGUUGUCAGGCUCGCAGAUACUAUGGUCAGGUCUCUCAUACUGAGAGAUUAGUAGACUAGGUUUUUGAAAACGGUUCUGGGUUCACAUAUAUCUUGAGUCUAAAAGGUGUGAAUUUAAACUUUUUUAAAAAGUAAUAGCUGCCAAUGCAGUAAAAUAUAUUUUAUAAAACUAUGAUCCCUAUAUGUCCCUUACGGGAUGAAAUUUUAUUGUUUUUAAGCUAUGGUUUAAAGUUUUUAUAUGAGGGCUUCAGUCGCUUCUUGGUUGCUGGCUUUCCCCUCCAGCCCCAGGAUGUAAGAGCAUUGAGACUAUUGCCAGUCUCUCUCUAAGAUAAACCAUGAAGCAUUUUAUAUGCAAGUAGAAUGGGAGCUUUGUGCACCCUGCAGGGAUGGAGAAAAUGCAGAUGUAGGAGCACCUGUUGUUCCUAGAUUCAUUGCGACUUCCGCACCAUCAGAAUAUGGAAAAUAGCUAAUUUUCAUUCAGAUCGAUUAAGUUCAAGUUUUGCUUACAAGAUGAAACCCAGUUUUGGAGGGUUCUCGUCUCCAAUUUUUGGACAUAAUAAACUCCAUAGCAUUGUGAUGACAGAUAAGAGGGUUCAAGGCCAGACUGUGCCUCAGCCACAUCAGAGGUCCCUAGUACCUAGAGUUGGUUCAAAGUAUUUGAGGAAACGUACCGUAAAAGAAAUGUGAAUUUUUUUAAUGCAACAGUACUUAUUGCUCUGGGUUUUUGUUAACUCAAUGUGUGCUAUCGCAGCAAUUCAGUGUCCCACAGGUCUCACCUGCAAACCUGGUUGCACUAAGCAGAGAGCUGAAUCAGUUUCUGGUGCUGCCAGCCUGUGUGGCAACUGUACCUACAGUCUUCCUGAGGGUUGCUGAAGUCCCCAGAGGAGUGAUUUUGUUUCACCAUUCGUUUAGCUGAUGCAUGCUUUUGAUAUUCUGACUUAUAGACCUGGCUACACAAAGUUCUUGGACAGCUUCCUUGCCCUGUUCCUGCAGUGCCUUCACUCUAGGCGCUGCCCUAUGGUGAAACCCUGAAGGGGGAAAGAGUAAAGCUGGAGCAAAAAUGUGAAUUAAAUUAUUGUUGGGCUUCUUUGUGCAUUUUAGUAACAGUGAAACCCCCUUAACUGUGCCAGUCGCCGGUCACCAGCCGUAUAUCCAGUCGUCAUCUCAUCCACAGUACAGCUUCUCUUGUUGAUGCUGGCCACAGCUAGAUUACUUGGCAUGUUUAUUGACUUAACAGAAUUGUUUUUUGGUUUUGGUUUUGUUUUUUAAUGUAUACGAUGUUUAAAUACACUUCACAUUUUAUAUAAUACUAUCUGGCUAUUAGUAUUUUUCAGGAACCAUAGUUCUUGGUGGCUAUAUAUAUUUUUGUGACUUUUUUUGUAAACUAAGUGCCGUUUCAACGUUACAAUCAUUUUUAGAGUUAUUGUAAUCAAUGUGAAUAUCAUGUUUUUUCAAAUCUGUUCUGAGCCUGUAGUGUUUGCUUUGUGAUCAUAUGUGUAAUGUAUAUAUUCUGUAUAGUUACAUUGUAUUGAAAUACUAGCUUGUUUGAUAUAAGAAAAGUAUGUAUUGGGUACCUUUUUGCUAGCCUGGUUGUUUAAUCUUUAAAAAAAAAAAAGUUCUAAAAUACAAAAAAAAUCUCCAAACUGGUCCCAUUAUAGGUUAAAAUAAAGGGGGAGAAAAACUAGUUUUGAGUGUCUUUGGAUAGAAACAUGACGCUAAGAUUUUUCAUUAAAAUAUUAAUGUUUUAUGGAGUA